Messenger RNA from Arabidopsis thaliana (thale cress), 1918 nucleotides. Its product is annotated as HXXXD-type acyl-transferase family protein. NCBI's taxonomy places the organism in Eukaryota, Viridiplantae, Streptophyta, Magnoliopsida, Brassicales, Brassicaceae. Gene Ontology annotation, molecular function: acyltransferase activity, transferring groups other than amino-acyl groups. Bases 195 to 1604 code for a protein of 469 amino acids. The record is from RefSeq and is marked reviewed. The transcript has a single exon.
CGGCAAGCAAACAUAAAGGCCCAACAAAUGUUUUGAAAACCAAAAAAAAUGGUGGUUGUGGAGGUUGGGGCACAUGAGAGCGUUUUUUCGACCAAAGUACGUAAAAGAAUCAACUUCUUCACUUGCCCGGUGGUUUCAUUUUCCUUUUAUAAAAAGACAAAUAUGAACUCAGUUCCUCAAAACUUAAUCACACCAUGGUGGCUCAUCUUCAACCUCCUAAGAUCAUCGAGACCUGUCACAUCUCUCCCCCAAAGGGCACCGUUCCAUCAACCACUCUUCCUCUCACCUUCUUCGAUGCCCCCUGGCUCUCUCUCCCACUCGCCGAUUCUCUCUUCUUCUUCUCUUACCAAAACUCAACUGAAUCUUUCCUCCAAGACUUUGUACCCAACCUCAAACAUUCCCUCUCCAUCACUCUCCAACAUUUCUUCCCUUACGCCGGUAAACUGAUUAUCCCGCCUCGUCCCGACCCUCCAUAUUUACACUACAACGAUGGCCAAGACUCUCUUGUUUUCACCGUAGCAGAGUCUACUGAAACCGACUUCGACCAACUGAAGUCUGAUUCCCCUAAAGAUAUCAGUGUGUUGCAUGGCGUCUUGCCCAAGUUACCUCCUCCUCACGUCUCUCCGGAAGGAAUUCAGAUGCGACCAAUAAUGGCUAUGCAAGUCACCAUCUUCCCUGGAGCUGGAAUCUGUAUAGGCAACUCAGCUACACAUGUUGUAGCAGAUGGAGUCACCUUCAGUCAUUUCAUGAAGUAUUGGAUGUCAUUGACCAAAUCCAGCGGUAAAGAUCCCGCCACGGUUCUUCUACCCUCUCUGCCUAUUCACAGCUGCAGAAACAUGAUCAAGGACCCAGGCGAGGUAGGCGCAGGACAUUUGGAGCGGUUUUGGAGCCAAAACUCUGCAAAACACAGUUCACAUGUUACGCCUGAGAACAUGGUCAGAGCCACUUUUACAUUGAGCCGGAAGCAGAUAGAUAAUCUAAAAAGUUGGGUUACAGAGCAGUCUGAGAAUCAAUCUCCUGUUUCUACCUUCGUGGUGACUCUAGCUUUCAUUUGGGUAAGCUUGAUCAAGACACUUGUACAAGACAGUGAAACAAAGGCCAACGAGGAAGACAAGGAUGAAGUAUUUCACUUGAUGAUCAAUGUGGAUUGCAGGAAUCGCCUCAAGUACACACAACCAAUACCACAAACAUACUUUGGCAACUGUAUGGCUCCUGGUAUCGUAUCAGUCAAGAAACACGAUUUGCUAGGAGAAAAAUGCGUUUUGGCGGCUUCAGAUGCAAUCACAGCGAGAAUCAAAGAUAUGUUAUCAAGCGAUCUGUUGAAGACAGCACCAAGAUGGGGACAAGGAGUACGUAAAUGGGUCAUGUCCCAUUAUCCAACCUCAAUUGCAGGAGCUCCGAAAUUGGGACUGUAUGACAUGGAUUUUGGAUUAGGAAAGCCCUGCAAAAUGGAGAUCGUGCACAUAGAAACAGGUGGUUCUAUCGCAUUCUCAGAGUCCAGAGACGGCAGCAAUGGAGUUGAGAUUGGAAUAGCACUAGAGAAGAAGAAAAUGGAUGUGUUUGACUCAAUUCUACAACAGGGGAUCAAGAAAUUCGCAACGUAGCAGCCCCUUUCUCAUCCAAUAACUUGUAGCAACGAAAUGACUCUAUGAAAAGCGUUGUUGGAACGGAUAGACUUGUUGUUUAAUAUCCAUAUCCAACCUCAUAAAUACGGGCAAAACAUACUCUUUAGUCCGAAAUAUAAACUCAAAACAAGAAAACAAAAAGAUAAUGUGAAAUUGAAAGAGAAUAAUGUAGUGAUCUUGUUUAACUCAAGUCUCAUGGUUAAGGAGACGGAAGCUGAUGAGAACACUGAGAAUUUAUGAGUUUUUUCAGACUACAAGCACUAAGAUACAAGUGCAAGUGUAUAGUUUAAACU